UUUUUUUCUGUCGUUUUAAUGAAUAUAAAAUACAUAAAGCCAUACGUACAUAACCAAAUAAUUUUUGAAAUGAAAUCAAGUUUAUACUUUAUGAGGAAGAAGAGAGGUGAAAGGUGAAAAGGAAUACGGUGCUUUAUUAAGGACGAUUAUCCAUAAGAGAAGAAGAGAGGAAGAUAUCAUUAUAUUUCUACUUAUCUUUACGGUAUAUACGAAGUGCCAGUGGAAUAGACACAAGUGAAAUAAACAUAGAUGACUUAGAAGAAUCUUAAUUUGCGAUAUUGUAGUCAGACUUUAAAUUCAUAGACGAUAUAUCUCAAUCUCUCAUAUCUGUUUAGCCAUAUUUUUCACAUAGUUUCGCGCGCACAGUUUUUAAUACAUUUUUACGCACUCCUUAUCACGACUGAUUUUACUCGCAUUCAAAUCUGAAAACAGGCGAUCCGAAGCGGUGAAACUGCUGAAACUGUUGAAUCUGUUGAAUUUCAAGAAACAGAGACUGUAUCUGUAAAGAAAAGGAAGAGUUUGCAUUUUAGUAUAUAUAAUGGUUAUCUGCAAAUAUUAUCGACAAGGCAAUUGCCGUUAUGGGCAAUAUUGUCAAUUCGAACACAUAAAUAACUUCGGUAAUACCAAAACUGACCAUAACGAGGAUGAUAUUGCUGUCACGGUAGCCAAAGAGGUACUUCUUGCGGAGAGAGGUGGACAAUGGUUAUUAUCAUGUUUUGGACCAUUCAGAGAUCGUCCUAUCAUACCAGGCAUGGAGGAUUUAUCUCCAGAGGAGGUUCGAUGCGAGAUAUAUGAGGCACAAAAAAGUGGCAUGGUUGAACAAGCGAAACUAAAUUUUCAACGAUUGUGUCAAGAUAUGAAGGCGAAAAGAGAAGCGCUGAAGAAUCCCACUCGAGAGACAAUUGCAAUGUUGAAAAAGAUCUUGGGAAGCAGCCAAAAAGGUGGGUUGAAUGUAAGUGACAAUACAGCCAAGAAAUCAUCUACUUUCUCCUUUACAGCUCCUCAUUUGGGUCUAGUCAAUAAUGCAUCAACUAAUAAUGUAUUCGGAAAUAAAACAUUCGGCGUGCAAAAUAAUAAUCCAUUUGGGGGAGGAGGAUUCACUUCCUCGAAUAACACGUCAAUAUUCGGAAAGACUAAUAAUAAUUCAACGUCAGUGUUUGGUAAUACGGCGACCUUUGGAAAUAACCUUGGCGGAUUUGCUACCACGACAAAUGCUACCAACUCCUUCUUUGGUGGAACAACCAACACUUCAACAUCGUUUAACAGUAUACAAAAUAACACGUCCACGUUCGGGACACCUCAGAAUAAUCCAAUUUUUGGCGGAUCAUCUCAAACUGUGUUUGGCCAAAAUAACAAUGUAUUUGGCACCACGAAUCAGCUCGGCAAUGCUCCUUCCACUUCGCUGUUCAACAAUCCGAUGACUUCGCAAGCAAACACUUCUUUAUUUGGCGGAGCAACAACUACUACGCCCAAUUUAUUCGGUGGCUCGUCAUCAACCGGCUUACAGGCAAACUCGGUUUUCGGAGCUUCUACCACCUCAUCCGGCUCAUCUUUUAGCGGCGGUAUAUUCAACCAACCGAAGACGCAAGUUCCUGCGUUUGGCGGGGCGCCAGUUUUCGGUGGGGUAACUUCCAACUAUGCCAAUAAUUCCAACGGCAAUUCCAUCUUCGGCGUGAAUCAAACAUUCGGCGCUACCACAGCGAUACCCACGACUGGUAUCUUUGGCGGAUCCACCGUCGCCGCGACACCAGCCUUCGGUGUAUCCGCCGCUACGACAACGCCGGCUUUCGGUACAUCCGUUACUACAACACCGGCCUUUGACCUAAAUCAACAACACGGUAAUAAUACUUUCGGAACGACCGCACCUGCCUCGAAUGUCUUUGGUGGUACACAGAAUACUGAUGCUACCAUGUCAGUAGGAACCGGUAACGCACCAUUUGGAACAUCGAUCACAGCUGGUCCAUUUGUUACUGUUAAUUCACAGCAAUACGAUUCUACGGGCGCGACCUCAACGCCGUUUGCCAGUACCGGAUUCGGUAUAGCUGUUGCGAGUACGAACAGUACAUUUGGCACCACAGAAACGUCUUCUAAUUCGAUAUUCGCGAAUGCGGGAACUACUUUCGCAACUUCCAAUGCGACUAUUCCGAAUCCUUCGUUUCCCACGUCGACGUUCGGCAAUAUUAAUGCUUCUUCGUCGACUAGCAGCACAACUCUUACUACAACCACAAAUCCAUUCGCAUCGCGAAUGCAACAAGGCAAUUCGCCGUUCGGAAACGUCGCACAAACUCAAUCUGGUCCCAUACUCUCUUCUCCAUUUGGAAAAUCACCUUUUAACGCCACGACCAACACUGUCAUCGACGAUACUGUUUACAGCGUGGAAGGUGCAUUAACGGAUGACGAAAAAAGCAUGUAUUUGGCUGAGAAAUUUAUUAUCGGUAAAAUACCACUCAAACCUCCUACCAAAGAUAUAAGGUAAUUCCAUUCAGAGAUUUAUAUAGCAAUACGUAUAAAGCAUGUGCUGUGAUAAGGACUUUUUAUUACUUGUAAAUAUCCAAAUCUUUCUACGACUCAAUGUACAUAAAAUCAGAUUUUUAGUACAAAUUCAUGGGCAGGCAACUAAAAGUUUUUAAUUUGACGGUUUCGAAUGUUAUACAAUUAGAAGAAUAAUUUGAAAAAUUAAUGUGACAACAUAAAUCCAAUUAACAUAAUCCACAUCAAUGUGUAAAAGUGAUUUUGGUUUAAAAAUUGCGGAU
Molecule: messenger RNA, 2753 nt
Organism: Cataglyphis hispanica
Lineage: Eukaryota; Metazoa; Arthropoda; Insecta; Hymenoptera; Formicidae
Product: nuclear pore complex protein DDB_G0274915-like
Exons: 5
Coding region: 539-2476 (645 amino acids)
Molecular function (GO): metal ion binding
Source: RefSeq, a predicted model, not a curated record